This is a messenger RNA of Fusarium fujikuroi IMI 58289, 1368 nucleotides long. RefSeq names its product related to glutamate-1-semialdehyde 2,1-aminomutase; glutamate-1-semialdehyde aminotransferase. The transcript is spliced from 5 exons. Lineage: Eukaryota; Fungi; Ascomycota; Sordariomycetes; Hypocreales; Nectriaceae. The record is from RefSeq and is a predicted model, not a curated record. The coding region runs from base 1 to 1368 and encodes 455 amino acids. Gene Ontology annotation, molecular function: pyridoxal phosphate binding; transaminase activity.
AUGUCAAAAGAAUCAGUUUUCGCAGUAGUUUAUAGAUCAGAUGUCAAUGCACCGAUCAUGACUGGCACUGGCGUAAUUACUGAUACUGUCACAAACCAAUCCUACGACUUGAAACCCGGAAGCCUCCUUUGGACUACAAAGGGCUCACGAGCCUCGUUCACAAAGUCGAAAGGCUUUUCAACCAUUUAUGUUGAGAAGAGACACGGAGAAGACAACUUCGUUGCAGAAAACCCUUCAUCUCUAGCCACCCAUCAAGGAGCUCAGGAGACUCUAGCUGGCGAAAACACGGGCUCGGCUCCUCGCGGAGACCCGUUUGCGCUUUGCAUGGAGGGUGGACAGGGUCCUUAUCUAUACUCUGUCGACAAGAGAGAGUAUCUGGACUUUGUAUCUGAUUAUUCGGCAGCUUUCUACGGACACUCGAACCACACUAUCGGCGAAGCCGUCAAAAGGGCCCUGUCUACUGGCUUCAGCCUGAGUAGUGUCACUCACAAAGAGUGUCAUCUUGGCGAGCGUAUCAAGAGAAGAUUCCCAAGUAUGGAGAGAGUUAGGUUCUGUAAUUCCGGCACCGAAGCCAGCACCUACGCAUUAGCUACAGCUAUGGAAUUUACCGGCAGAACAAAGGACAGUGAAGAGUCUGCGGAGGGCUAUUUCCGAAGCCUUGUGAAACUAAUUUAUUCUUAUCCUAGAUACUGGUGUUUGAUAAUGGGCACCACAGCCUUCAUUCUUGGUACCUACAACCAAAUAGAGGCCAACCAGAAGCAUAUAUCAUCAGAUCUAGCAGCUAUUAUUGUCGAACCGAUGCUUUUAGCAGGCGGUCAGAUUCCCGCUACUAGGGAGAUUCUCUCCUUUCUGCGCAAAACGGCCGACGUAACUGGUGCCGUUUUGAUAUUCGAUGAGGCUAUGACAUCUCACCUACAUAUCAACGGACUUCAAGGAUUCCACAAGAUUAUGCCUGAUAUGACAACUCUUGGAAAAUACAUUGGAGGAGCCCAGAAACUGGGCCACUCUGGAACAUUUAAUAACAAUGUUCUUACUGUUUCAGCUGCCCUGGCUGCAGCUGAUCUGGUCACGGAGGACGUGAUUCAUCGCGUCAAUAAACUCGGAGACACUAUUCGAAACCGGAUCUCAGAGAUCUGUGCGGAGCAUCACUUUUCUGACCUCAAAAUUCCUGGUCUCGGAAGCACCAUAGGACUACAGUUUCUUCGUGUCGAUAGAGACCUGUUGAUGGGGCUUUUAUUCUAUCACAUGGUUCAGCAUGGGAUUUGGAUCGGCCGCAGAGGUUUUCUUUUUCUGAAUAUGUGCCACACGGAGGAUCAUGUUGAGCGUUUUCUGACAGCAUUUCAAAAGUUCAUUGAGGAGUUGAAAUAA